Molecule: messenger RNA, 2547 nt
Organism: Cornus florida
Lineage: Eukaryota; Viridiplantae; Streptophyta; Magnoliopsida; Cornales; Cornaceae
Product: plastidial pyruvate kinase 4, chloroplastic-like
Exons: 5
Coding region: 155-2428 (757 amino acids)
Biological process (GO): glycolytic process
Cellular component (GO): cytoplasm
Molecular function (GO): potassium ion binding; pyruvate kinase activity; magnesium ion binding
Source: RefSeq, a predicted model, not a curated record
CAUAUAGACUGAAUCUGGCACGCGCCGUCCACACUCCUCUUCCUUUUCCUCUCUCUCUCUCUCGCGCACACCGUCAAUCAAAACCAUACGCACACCUUCAAUCAAAACCAUCCUAAAGGUUCUACUUUAUUUGUUGCUGCAUAUCAACAGAUAGAUGAAGCUGCAUGUGCUUUCAAUUUGCAUGGAUCAGGCGUUGUUUUCAAAUUAUGUCAGCCAAACAACUAACUCCUCAGAUUUGACUUCCUCCAACCUACGUGGAAAAUUUACACUUGUGCCAUGUAGACCUCGUGUGAAAAGGACAGUUUUUAGGGAUCAAACCUUUCAAUUCUCAUUAAGACAGAAAGGGAACCCAGUCCCAAGGACUAUUGUCUUUGCUAUUCCGAAGGGAAAUGAUGAAGUUGAAAGAGGAGGUUCACAUGUUUGCGCUGAUGAUUUGAUGCUUUAUGCUUUGGAAAAUGAUGAGAUUUCUAAGGUUCCAGAUAAAGGUGGUGUUGCAUUCGUAGCAAGCUCAGGAGCAGACGUCUCUGGAAGCGCAGAGAUCCUAGGAAACCAUGAAAACCUUCUUGAUAAGCUGAAGGCUGUUCAGUUACAGGUAUUAGCAAUGGAACAAUGGAAUUCUACCCAAGUUAAAUUGUGUAACAGAAAUUAUUUGGUGAGUGCAUCAAACCUAAUACAUUAUCUGGCACUACAAAGUCUUGAUGUUGAGCAGCUCAAAGAUGAUCUUUCUUCCAUUGGUCUAUUGAAUUUGGAGACCAUCAAUCCACACGUCCUUGCAAGUCUCUCUGCUGGCGUACAGUUGUUGGAGAACAUGAAAUCAAGCUCUCUAAACAGCAGAGGGAGUGUUGGUGAUGAAAUUUCCUCUCCAAAAAGUUUGGACAAACAAACAAAAGGAGAGUACACUAUAAAUAGAAUGAGAAACAAGUCGUCCUCUAAUAAGAAAUUACUGCUGGGCACCCUUCAAGAUGAUAGAACGACUCAUAUCAUGGUUACAGUCGGUCAAGAAGCUGCAGAAAGUGAAACACUUAUAACUGAUCUUCUCAAGUUGGGAACCACCAUUAUUCGUAUAAACUGCGCACAUGGAAACCCAAGUGUGUGGAGUGAGAUUAUCAGAAGGGUGAAAAGAAGCUCCCAGAUGCUGGAGAAACCAUGUCGAAUUCUCAUGGAUUUGGCUGGACCAAAGCUCCGAACAGGUAACCUGAAGGCUGGUCCAUGUGUAAUGAAAAUAUCUCCUAAAAAGAGUGCCAGCGGAAAUGUGAUCUUCCCUGCCCAAGUUUGGUUAUCACCUAAAGGAGCAGGUCCCCCACCUGCUCAUUUAUCUCCUGAUGGUGUACUUUAUAUAGAUGGCCAAGAGUUUCUCAGUAAACUUGAGUUAGGUGAUGCUGUUAGAUUCCACGAUGCUAGAGGAAAGCAAAGGACACUAAAAAUUUCUAAGAAGUUCCCUGUUUUUUCCGGUGUAGGGUACAUGGCCGAGUGUAACAGGAAUGCUUAUGUUCAAUCAGGAACAGAGUUGUAUAUUAAGGGAAAGAAAGGAAGAUUCUCAGUUGCAGUUGUAUCAGAUGUCCCUGCUGUAGAGCAAUUUGUCAGAGUGAGAGUUGGAGACUUGCUAAUCAUAUCGCGAGAUAGCUCAGAUGAACAUGAUGAAUCCAGUGAAUCCACAACAGGUGCUCAUAGGGUAACUUGUCCAUCUGGAUAUCUUUUUGAUUCAGUCAAACCUGGAGAGACCAUUUCUUUUGAUGAUGGGAAGAUUUGGGGAGUAAUUCAAGGAACUAGUAUUUCGGAGAUCGUUGUUUCAAUCACUCAUGCAAGUCCGAGAGGUACCAAACUCGGCUCUGAGAAAUCCAUUAACAUCCCAGAGAGUAAUAUUCGGUUUGAAGGCCUUACUUCAAAGGAUCUCAUGGAUCUUGAUUUUGUUGCUACUCAUGCUGACAUGGUGGGCUUCUCAUUUGUCCGAGAUAUUUGUGAUAUUGUUGUUCUCCGCCAAGAACUUGAAAAGCGGAAGCUUCGAAACUUGGGAAUUGUUUUGAAGAUUGAGACAAAGGGUGGUUUUGAGAAAUUGCCUGUCAUGGUACUGGAGGCAAUGAAGUCCCCCAACCCUUUGGGGGUCAUGAUCGCAAGAGGUGAUCUUGCAGUAGAGUGUGGAUGGGAAAGGCUGGCAGAUAUACAGGAAGAAAUUCUGUCUAUCUGUUGUGCUGCCCAUAUACCAGUCAUUUGGGCAACUCAGGUGCUAGAGUCGCUCGUUAAGUCUGGUGUCCCUACUAGAGCUGAGAUCACUGAUGUAGCUAAUGGAAGGAGGGCAAGUUGCGUCAUGUUGAACAAAGGCAAACAUAUCCUGGAAGGUGUUUCAACUUUGGAUGCCAUUUUGCACAGCAGGUCUGCAAAGGUGAAAGCAGAACUGAAGCCUCUUCUAUUAUCAAAGAAAUCAUUUUAGUUUAAUAUCAUUUGACAAGAUCGCCUACUUGGGGUGUCUCAGGUGUUGUAAAUAUUCUUUGCUUGAGUUUGGCAUUCUUAUUAAUCAUAAUUUUGCUCGUUUGGUUGAGCUUGCUUAUC